AAGCGGCGAUUGGCUGUGACGUGCUUGAAGAAAGCCAAGACGACAGGUUUUCAGGAAACGCCAGUAUUCCGUGACUGGGGGUGGAAGACGGUGCUUGGGAUUGCGUUUAUCAUUCUAUGGUGUUGUUGGUGGCAGAGCUGCCAUUGAGAAAGGCAGCUAUGAGGUGGUUUUUGGUAACUUUUAUUUUUGCAUUACCGCUGCAUGGUACGUAUUCCUCGAGUAGCCUUGAUGCUUCAGUCAAGCUUGAUAGCCUAGAUCCAAAAAAAUUGGAUUCCAUCCUGGAUGAGAAACUAGAACGCCUUCAGGUAGAUGUCCUUAGAAUGUAUCAGGAUCAGCUAAGAAAUCACCAAGAAAUGUUAAGUAAAGUAGAAAGACAAAAGAGACAAGUUUUAGAUCCUGUGGCAAUUCUUCCUCCUACUGAUUUAAGCCAUUCAUAUACUUUCGACACGGGAGUUGGGAACAGGGAAGUUGUUGUUGUAGACAGCUUUGAGUUUGCUGGAUACUUGGGAAGUCUGACAGUCACAAAUGUAUUUCCCCUGCAACUUUCAAAUCUAACGGCGAUAUAUAAGGCUCAAGAUGGCUUUGGGUAUAUCAUGGCAGAUGGUAUUCUACAAGUAGUAAAAGUUCGUAAUGAAUGGACAAAAACUACCAGCGGAUGUCGUUGUGACGGAUCUAGUCCUCCGGUCGGUCGCAGCCAUGAAAGCUGUGCCUGUUGUGUACGUAAUACCUGCCUUUGCACGUUUGCGUUAGGUUUCCAUGGAGAUUCGUGUGUUCCUUGUGGGACAGAGGCUCAAAAUUGUCCAGCAGCAGGUCCUAAGAAUUUGGAGUUGGAUGCUGCAGUUGGAUUUGAAUUUGUGGUACCCGUGACUGGUCUCAAGAGGAUUGUCAUUACUGCUAAAUCUACUGUGGUAUCCUUUUUUGAAUUUGAUGGUCAUGGCCUUCAAGUAGUACGAUCUGUAACAGGACUAAGCACUUUAACCUCUGUUCAUCCAGUGACACACUUGGGUUAUGGAGAGUCUUAUGUAAAUCAUUAUGGCCUUUUAAAGAAGAAAAGGUUUUUGAUCACGUUUUGUGGUGGUCAACAAGUUCAUCAGCUUCAUGAAUUAUCUGUGGGGUCUUCUGAGACUGCAAUAUCGGCUGGGCUUUCUACGAUAUGGCAAGCAACUGGCAGUGCUAUGAAAACAAGCCAGAGUGGUGGGAGGCUGAUGAUUACUGUUCUUGAUGGCGACAGACUUCAAGUUUAUGAACUAAAAGAGGACCUGUGGCGUGAGUUCAAGUUCUUGAGGAUCCAAAGGUUAAGUUUACUGAAUCCAAUAACAACUUGGGGCACUUUCAACACUGGAUUUGAAAAUUACUUAUUUUUAGUUUCUAAAACAUUGAUUAGAAUCUUUAUUCAGAGUGGACUAUAUUACAACAGCCUUACUACCAUUACUACUGACGAAGAUAUAUUAGGAUUUGAGAACCUGUUGGCCAUAAAUUUGAAGUCCUGUCGAAAUGAUGUGGUGCUGCUUGCAGGAUCUGGAUCUAGACUUGUGCUUUAUACAUUCAAUAGGACAUUUGUUCCAAUUACACUUCAGAAAGUGGCAGUUUUUAACGUGCAGUUUGAGAACACUUUGUGGAAUUCAAGUUAUGGCUACUUGCAAGAAAAUAGAUUGAGGCUAGUACUGCCUAGUCCAGAUAGACCAGUUUUAUAUGAUUUGGCUACCCAUUUGGAAGAGGUUGAGGAUUUAUCCUGGAGGGAGAAUUUAGUAGUUGCAAAUACUAUCAGGAAGUUUAAUGAUAGAUAUAGGCUUCAGGCUGCCAUAAAGGAUGCUGCAGAGGAAAGACUCUUGAAGAGUGUUGAUGUAAACUCCAACCACGAUAUUGGUAAUAUAAAUAUCACCAUUACACUCUCUCUUGUGAUAUCUCAGAGACUAGUCACUAAUGUAUUGGUGGCAAGAAAGUUAUCAUUGCCUGGUACAGAUAUUGGUGGCUCGAGCACCGAUGAUUAUGAUAGUUAUUUCAGGAGGUUGAAUAGCACAAAGAGGAGGGUGGAUUUAGUUUUAAAUCAACUGGGAGACAUUAAGAAGAAACUUGAUGGUGCUGUAAGUGGUCCAGUGAGUGGUGGUAAAGUAGGUGGAAUAUUAACCAUAAUAAACCCGGGUCAGAAUCUUCAAACAUUAAUUGCCGACAGCUUUAAUGUAAACAGUGCCAUUGAUAAGGAUGGGUCAGUGACUGUAUUAGAUAAAAUCUUUAGAAGCAUUGUAAGGUUGAACAGUAAUAGGCUUGUAAGCGGCUCGAAGAAUUUUGUGAAUGGACUUAUUACUGGUGAAAUUAACUUAAACUUUUUGGAUGACAUAUCAGUGAGUGAUUUGGUAACGGAGAGAGACGACCAGAAUAUUGAAGGGGCAGUUUAUUCUUCUAUAUUCUUUGCCAAGGAAAUAAAUUUGAAGCCUGGGGCAUCUAUUGCUGGGAUAGAUUUUGCAAAAGCUGUUGAACUUAACAGUGUGGCUAUCCUUGGUCACGCAAUAUCCCAGACUAUCGAAGUAGAAAACUUACUGAUAUCGGACAUUAUAAACGGGGUUGAUCUUCGGAAUUUAUUAGAGAAUGCGUUACUGUUAAGUGGCGGAGAAGUGACUGGAUCUUUGACAGUUAAUAGGGAAAUUUUAAUUUCUGUGCUCCAUGCAACAGAAAUUAUGGGUAUCGAGAUAGGCAGUUUCCUAAAAAAUGUUGUGUUCAAAGACAAAGAUUCAGUUGUGAAUGGCAAAUUCACUGUAGGAGGAAAAGUAGUUGUGGGAAAUGUCAGGAUUGAUGGGAAAAUAAAUAAUAAAAGUUUUGAUUAUCCAUUGAGGAAGAGCAGUUCCCCCAUUGUGUUCAGGGGACAGAAAAACUUCAUUAAUGUGAAGUUUGAUAAUUUGAAAUUUGGUCCACUGGGUAAUGUAGAUGGAAUUAAUCAAAGAAAUUUAAUCACCAAAUCUACCAGUCAGGUCAUUACAGGACACAAAGUAUUUGGUCAGGGGAUUCAAAUUGGACAGAACCUGGAGAUAAAGUCAAAAUUAUUAGACGGCGUUAAUCUUUCAGAAAUAAGUAAAGGAAAUGUACAAUUGCCAAUUACUGAUCCUUGGUUAUUUGAUUUAGUAUUUCUUGAUCAUGUAACUGUUCAGACUCUAGUGUACAGUGGUGUGAUUAAUGGCCUUGAUUUUUCUGCUCUGACCUCGGAUUUAAUUUACAAGAACUCUUCAGUAACAGUGAAUGGUAGGAAAAGAUUCCUUGGCAAGCUGUCCUUUACAAAUAUUCAAAUCAAUGGUCUCUUGAAUGGGGAGGACUUGAAUUCACUAAUUAUAUCUAGUAAAAAAAAUGUAAUUGGUGGCUCUAAAACUUUCAUAAAAUCUAGUUACUUUAAUACCAUUAGUUCAGUACUAGUAGAUGGUGUUGACCUGGUGAAAUUAGUAAGCUCGGCUCUAAAUAUCAGUAAAGAAGGCAAUAUUGUGACAGGAAAAAAGAUUUUCUCGCACUCUGUGUUCAUAAAUGCCUUAGAUCUAACUGGUAGACUUAAUAAUAUAGAUUUCAGCAAUGUAGUAACAAAGGACACCAAUCAGAAAUUCAUUGCUCAACAGAUCUUUUCCUCUGCAAACUUUAAUGAUUUAAAAGUACAAAGCAUGAAGUUAUCUGGAUACACACUUAACGGAAUAAAUAUACUAGAUUUGGCUUCCAGGAGGCUCUCUCUGAAAACCAGUGUUCCCCAUACUGGAACAUUAGUUGUAGAUGGUCCGGUUAGAGUAAUUGGAAACUUACUGGUUGAUAACAUAAAUGGUGUUAAUAUUCAGGAGGUUGAGAAAAAUAGCGUUGUAGAUAACGGGGACUCGUCAGUAAAUGGUCCAGUCAUUAUUCAAAACCUUGCAGCAGGUGGAUCUAUUACUACUCUUAAUGGUAGAGGAGCCAAUGGCAUAAGUCUACAUGACACCUUCUUAAGAGCAGCGAAACUGACUAAGGACAAUAAGUUCCUUGGAGCAGUUAACUUGGCAGAUGUGGAAAUUAAUGGACCGAUAAACGUUAGUCGUCUCGUGAAUGGUGUCAAUCUGGGAGCUUUAAGGGAUGAUGCAGUAUACAUUAACAGUCGUGUAGCUGUUACUGGUAACAAACUGUUCCUGAAUGGCUUCAAUGUAAAAGGAAACUUUAAUUCAGCCACUACCAAUGGCAUAGAUCUGUCUACCAGACUAUUCACCCUGAAUACUGACCAGCAUAUCAGUUCAAACUACUACUUUGAGAACAUUGUAGUAAAGAAAAAUGUUCUUUUUAUUGGAAGAUUCAGAGAUAUUGACCUAAGGAACUUGACGAAUGUGGUUACAAAUGGUCCAUCGAGAUAUGGUUCAGUAAACUUCAAUGGUAACUUGAAGGUUUCAGAUCUAAUAAUUGAUGGAACCUUAAAUGGUAGGAAACUUGUGGCCUUAUUUUCCGAUGGAAUUCCAAUAAAAGACAGUGCUGUGUUUAUAACUGGUAAAAAAUCUUUUACAACCACGGCACAGUUUAAAAGCCUGAAUGUUAGGAGGCUUAAUAAUUUGAGCGUGGGAGAUAUUUUGAGCAAUGCUAUUCUGCGCAACGCUGACAAAGUGGUCAUUAGACCUUGGACAAUAAAUGGGAUUCUGACUGCUCCAUGGGUAACAGCCGAGGAUCUUCUCGUCGAGGGAUCUGUAGACCGUGUAGACUACCUGGCUUUACUUCGUGAUGCAGUUUAUGUUAACAGACAACAAAACUUGCAAACCGAAUUGAUCUUUGAGGAAAAUUUAGUGGUCAACGGAAAUGUAGUAGCAGCUUUCUUGAAUGGAAGAAGCCUCCUCAAAGACUAUUUGACACUUCAUACUGAACAGUCCAUACUGGUGAACUCUCACUUGGCAACAAUUUUCUCAUCGUUUGUUGAAGUUGGUAGCACGGUCAAUGGCAUAUAUUUGCCUGAUCUGAAGGACUUGACCAUGCAGGUAAUUGGUGGCCAGAUGAUAACUGGAACAACAACUAUUAAAGGAACAACUGUAGUUCUAGGGAACAUAGAAGUAACUGGAAAAACUGGCAGAGAAGUGAAGGUAGAUCUUAAUUUGGAAACCAUAGAUUUGUCUACUGGAGGUGAAAUAAGAGGUUUGAGAUGGUCUUCUGCACUGACUACAUCCUUGCGUUCUUCUGUAUAUUUGAUUAAUGGCAUAGAUAUAGCUGCCUUGUAUAAAAGUGCCGUGUUUAAGGAUCUUUCUUCUACCAUUACUGCUCGGCUAUUGUUUACACAGAGCGUUACUUUUAAGCUUGGACUGGUGGUCUCUGGAAGAGUAGAUGUGCUAGAUAUUGGCAGUUUAUACAACAGCACAUCUCUAAUUCUCUCAGGGUUUGGUAGUGCUACAGCAGUAAUAAAAGAUGAAUAUGCCAGUAUGUGUAACUCGAUUGUGACACUGUAUGACCAGCUGGAAGAUUCGCUUUAUGAGGGAGACUGCUUUGAAUUUGUCUACACUGAAUUUUUCACGGAGCUAAGGCAUUCAUCCUUUACGUUUAAUGCUUUUGGCCUUACAUACCUUAUUGUAAGCUACGAGAACCAGUGUUAUUCAGAAGUGUAUAUUUGGAGCAACACUACACGCACUUUUAAAUUCUACCAGUCCUUGUCUGCAAGUGGUUAUGUACAUAACUGGGUACAUGCAGUAACUGAAGACAAGAAGAUAUUCCUAGCAUCAGCUGCAUCUGCAACGGGAAACCAUUGUAAUAACCAGAAUUCAUCUAUUUGGGUAGUCUUUGAAAACAGUAUCCAGAAAGUGCAAAUUUUGUCACCUGGAGAGACUGUCUCAAAGGGAUUCCUUGCCGAUAAGCACAGUUUAAGUAUACAUUCUUCUAACUUCACAAUAACUUACGUGUAUGAUUCCUCAAAGUCCUACUGGAAGGAAGUUUCCCACUCUGAAAGAUUUGAAAUUUCAGUGCAUGCUCUGAAUGAAGAAGGAAUUUCUGUAUCAUUCAAAAGUAACAAAGGAGUUUGUGAAAUAUGGGUUGGAGGAACAGCAAGGAAAACCCUGGAAAUUGGGUUUGCCAUAAAAGAUGCAGUCUUGGUUAAUCACCAUCAUCGUGUAAUCUUAUUUGUUGUGGUGACAGUGCAGAACCCUCAAGGUCCUACCCAUGAGUUGAGGGCGUAUGAAAUUGAUGAUGGUAACUUGCUGUGGCUUGAUACAGCAAUUCUAAGUACACCUGGAGAGCUGGCAGUAUUUUUUGUCGGCAAUGAAGCUUGCAGAGCAAUUUACAUUGCUGUUACCCAGGAGACCCUAUUUCCAGUCAUAUAUAACUUCUUUGGUGAAACGUUAAGUAUGUGGACACAAAUGAUGGUACCAGGUACAACUUGGGUAGAGCACUUCAGUGUAGAAAAUAGUCGCUUCCCACGAAUCUUGGAUAAUUACUUGAUCUUUGGUAGAGAUGACAAAAGUGCUCUAGUGUAUUAUCUUAAAAUGAGGGGCUCAACUGUUCCAAAGAUUGAAAAUUCUUGUGUAAUAGAGGAAUUUACAAGGCCGGUGUUGAAGCCCAAGGUUUUUAUAUACAAUCGAAGCUAGUCAGUUUUACAUUUUAAGAAACCUUGUAAAUAUGUAAUAUAAGCUGUUGUACGUAUCAUAGGAAGAAUAAAAAUUGUGAUUUUUG
Molecule: messenger RNA, 6630 nt
Organism: Macrobrachium nipponense
Lineage: Eukaryota; Metazoa; Arthropoda; Malacostraca; Decapoda; Palaemonidae
Exons: 32
Coding region: 117-6545 (2142 amino acids)
Cellular component (GO): cell surface
Molecular function (GO): heparin binding
Source: RefSeq, a predicted model, not a curated record